Brachypodium distachyon (stiff brome) is the source of this 1704-nucleotide messenger RNA. Its product is annotated as FBD-associated F-box protein At5g60610. NCBI's taxonomy places the organism in Eukaryota, Viridiplantae, Streptophyta, Magnoliopsida, Poales, Poaceae. Gene Ontology annotation, molecular function: protein binding. The record is from RefSeq and is a predicted model, not a curated record. The transcript is spliced from 3 exons. Bases 94 to 1554 code for a protein of 486 amino acids.
AGCCCUAGAAGGAGAAAGCCCGGCCCACUGCAGCUCUCUCUCAGAAAAGCUCGACCCUUCGAACUCCUCGUCUCAGAGACGGCGGCGGCGGCCAUGGACAAUAGCCCUAGUCCCAAGAAGAGGAAACUAGCGGCGUCAAUGAUCCACGAAGCCCCGAUGUCGCCGGAGGCCACGGAAGAAGCGGCGGAUCUGGUCGCCCGCAACCAGCAACUGCCUCCUACCGCCGGCGCCGACCGCAUCAGCAAACUCCCCGACGCCAUCCUCGGCGACAUCAUCUCCUUCCUCCCGACCAAGGAAGGCGCGCGCACCGAGGCACUCGCGUCCCGGUGGCGCGGCCUCUGGCGCUCCUCCGCGGCGCCUCUCAACGUCGACUGCGGCGACCUCCCCUGCGACGAUCGCGUCCUGGACAUCUUCUCGUCCAUAGUUUCCAACCACCCGGGCCCGGGCCGCCGCUUCUGCGUCCCCUCGCUCGUCCUCGGCGACCGGCCGGACGCCGUGGACGCCUGGCUCCGGAGCCCCGCUCUGGGCAACCUCCAGGAGCUUGAGUUCUGGUACAGGCCGUACCGCCGGCCGGAGCCGCUGCCGCAUCCGCCGCCAUCCUCCAUGUUCUGUUUCUCAGCCACGCUCCGUGUUCUCACCAUCGGAAAUUGUAGCCUCGCCGACGAGACCGUCCAAGGGCUUCACUUCCCCUUGCUCCAGCAGCUCGGGAUUGAGCUUGUCAGUGUCUCCGAGUGCUCGCUGCACAGGUUGAUUGCCGGCUGCCCUGUUCUCGAUUGCUUGCUGAUUAACCAUGGCUACGGCUUUCGCUGCCUCAGGAUCAACUCCCUUACCGUUAGAACCGUUUGUGUCAAGAACUUUAGGCAGGUGAAUGACCAGUUAAAGGAACUCAUUGUUGAGAAUGCUCCUUGUCUCGAAAGAUUGCUGCAUCUUGAUUUCGACUAUGGUCUACAUGUGUCGGUACUCUCGGCCCCUAAGCUGGAGACCUUAGGCUGCCUAACUGAUGGGGCUUACAUCUCCAAGCAAGAUUACCUCUCCAGAUUCGAGUUUGGCACCACUGUUAUUCAGGGAUUGCGUGUCGAUAGCCUUACAACAGUUGUGCGUACGGUCAAGAUUUUAGCUAUCAAUAUGAAGACUCUUAGUUUGGAUAUAGUUAUUGAGUUGUUGAGAUGCUUUCCAUGCCUGGAAAAGCUGUACAUUGAGGCAGAGUCAAUGAGGGUGAAAAAUGAGUGGCGUCUCAAACACCGGAGCCUUGUCAAAUGUCUUGACAUCCGUUUAAAGACAAUUGUUUUUCAGAGUUAUCAAAGCAUUAAAUCUGACGUGGACUUCAUCACAUUCUUUGUGCUGAACGCUAGAGUGCUAGAGUCGAUGACAUUUCAGAUUGGAGCCAGGGAUUGCAAUGAGGAGUUCAUAGCAGAACAACGUAGGAAGCUUCAGAUAGAGAACAGGGCUUCACGAGGUGCUCAGUUUCAUUUUACUUCUGGUAGAUGUGCCCGCAGUGUUUGGGAUAUUCAUCAUGUCAGUGAUUUGGAUUUAGCUGAUCCAUUUUUAUGUUGAUGUUGACAUUUGGCUUUGGUCCAUUUUGAAUUAUUCUAGCUUAUUAAAUUUAUCUCAUUGGUAUUCUGUCCAAGCUUGGUUAGUUUUGGUGUUUGCAUGUUUUAUAGUUUAUAUUAUCUGGAAUCUGGAACCAUUUGCCAUUUAAACAUG